Mus pahari (shrew mouse) is the source of this 1659-nucleotide messenger RNA. It is a transcript of the gene Ybey, whose product is annotated as ybeY metalloendoribonuclease. Gene Ontology annotation, biological process: rRNA processing. NCBI's taxonomy places the organism in Eukaryota, Metazoa, Chordata, Mammalia, Rodentia, Muridae. Bases 83 to 577 code for a protein of 164 amino acids. The record is from RefSeq and is a predicted model, not a curated record. The transcript is spliced from 5 exons. Gene Ontology annotation, molecular function: metalloendopeptidase activity.
GCUGUGUUGAUCUUCCGGCAGGCGGCCCGCCGGACCCCCGGCCUUCUUCACGGUUUGCUGCGGACUGGGUGUUCUUCCCGAAAUGAGUUUGGUGAUUAAAAAUCUGCAGCGGGUGGUCCCCAUCAGAAGAGUGCCACUUCGCAGGAAGAUGGAUUUAGUCAGGAGUAUCUUAGGAGUGAAGAAAUUUGACCUGGGGAUCAUCUGUGUUGACAACAAGACUAUUCAGAACAUUAAUAGGAUCUACAGGAAUAAAAAUGUCCCAACUGACGUGCUUUCUUUUCCAUUUCACGAGAAUCUGAAAGCAGGCGAAUUUCCUCAGCCACACUCACCGGAUGAUUAUAAUUUGGGAGACAUUUUCCUCGGGGUGGAGUAUAUCCUCCAGCAUUGCAGAGAAAGUGAGGAUUACUGUAAUGUCCUGACGGUGACAGCCACCCAUGGACUCUGUCACCUGCUGGGCUUCACCCACAGCUCCGAGGCCGAGUGGCAAAAGAUGUACAACCAGGAGAAACUGGUGCUGGAGGAACUGAGCUGCUACACAGGAGCGAGGCUCCAGCCCCUGAGCAGGGGACUCUACUGAUGCCUCAAAACUUUGAGACAGAGAUCUCGACGGACAGAGUCCUGUCCCUCUGCAAGACUCCGGGGAACCUUAGCUUACCAGGGAGCCUCUGAGUGAACCACAUGGAACCGGAAUCGAUGCAAAAAGCAAGAGGAAUUUAUUGUUUCAGUGCACUGGGGUCCUCUCUGACCCGAAGGAGAGGCGGAGACCCAGCGCCCAUUCAGCGAGUUUUUAUGUGGUUUCCAGGGGCAGAAUAGAGCAUCAGUAACUAGGCACAAUAUGAUUGGUGGAACAAUGCACCCUUUAAAAUGAUUGGUCUUUAGGGAAUGAGGUGACAAGGACUUCCCUUGCCUGAAGGUGGGCAACAUCGGUCCUGCUGGAUGUGUCCCCACCCACAGGUCAGUUCUUCCCUAUGGUCUGAGAAAUAUUAAUUAGCCUCUCCUUUCUGGAGGGACAAGUGUUUCAUGACCCUCCCAAAGUUUCUAAGCUGACCUUUUUACCUCCACAGUGGAUCUCUGCUGGUCCUGCUGCCCUGGAGGGCCUCAGCCCACACUACAGCUUCAUUCUGUGAGUGGGCCAAGUACCAAGGAAGUGCCUGUCAGCCCUUUCUCUGAUUAGAAGGCCAUGCGGACUCUGCUGGAAGCAGAAUUGGGCAUUCCAAGAGGAGAAACACUGACGCUCUUAGGCUUCUUUGGGUUUCUAUCUGUAGAGUCUGGGCAGACUGCCUGGUCUCCCUGAAGUGGAAGGAACAUGCCAGAACACUGAAGUCUCUUCUUCCUGGGAGGAUAGGCGCCUGCAAACCAGCAGGCCCCAAAGGACAAGGUUUUCACCCAGUCCCCAGGAACUCUGAGAACUGAACCUUGCUUUCUCCACUCCCCAGAGCUACCUUGUGCCCUCAUCUUCCUUAAGCUGUUGGCUAUAGACACCAUGAGACAGCCCACUGACCUACAGAUCUUAUCUCCUGGGGCCAGAGAGUCAGGUGUGUGUCCCAUCUGUGUUGCUGUUUGUAAUUGUUUUAGAUGACAUUUUAUUUGGAGCCGGGUGGUGGUGGCGCAUGCCUUUAGUCUCAGCACUUGGGAGGCAGAGGCAGGCAGAUUUCUGCG